GUCCGUACUCGAGUCUGAGAGACGCGCCUAAGACCACGAGGAGUGAGCGGAGUGCACUAAUACAGCGGAGUGAACAGCACUUCCAGUUUACCUUUGUGGCGCGAGGCACAAGCGUUUUCCCGCGUGUUCAGCUCAGUGGGAUGAAAGCGCCGCCGCUGCUGUGCGCGUGCAGCACCGCGCUGAUGCUGCUGAUGGCACGCGGAGCCGCACCUCUGCGCAACAGUCUGAACUUGUCCAGAAAGCUCUGGGAGGUGGAGGUGGGAGGCCACAUGUCCUUGGAGACGGUUGCCAGGCCCUCAGCUGCAGUGAAUGAAGUGGUGCGUGAGCGCCGUUCGGUCUGGAGAAGUCUCCUGCACAAAGAGCCCCCACAGAGGCAUUCGUGCACAUUGCCUCCCCACAACACCAGCAGCCCAGCUGCACUUAGACGAGGCCGCCGGCAUGCCCUUGCUGGGGCACGGGGUCAUGGUCAUGGUCAUGGGCACGGUCAGCUGAUGCGCGUGGGCUGCAUUUUAGGCACCUGCCAGGUCCAGAACCUUAGUCAUCGUCUUUACCAGCUCAUUGGCCAAAGUGGAAGAGAAGAGUCCUCCCCGAUCAAUCCUAGAAGUCCUCACAGUUAUGGAUAACACCUGAGUAAGAAUGACAUGAGACAACAGGAUUUACUCAGCAAUGGCCACACAGAACACAACAGGUUCAGAGCUAGCAUAGCUGCAAGCUACAGGCCCUAAUAGGCCCGAGCUACAGUGGCUGGGACCCAAAGUAUGGAAUAAUUUGUUCUCAUCUUGCACUGUAGACUUUAGAAAGAGGUGCUACAAAUGGUUCUCUGAGCGAUACUACUGGUCUAUUAAUAAUGAAAAUUUGCUGCACCUGAGACAGAUAUGCAAGUGCACAAACACAGCUUGUCUAGUCCCUGCAGAGAAGUAUUGGCAAAAAACAGAUCUCUGUGCAGAUAUACAUUACAUAAACCUUUUGGGACCACACCUAAUGCCAGGCAUGGGUUAGGCAGGUAUGCUCCCACACUGAGCUUCUAUGGAAUCAAGUGAAAAGCCUUAUUUGUACAGUAGAAACAGAUACUCCAUCAAGGCAGGUUAAACUCCUUCCAAUACUCUUGAUCAGAGAUCAAGUGUCAGGGAAGGCAUGUGCUAGCCUUUACCCUCCUGGUGUUGGGGCAUCACUAGUAAUAGGGGGAGUCCUAAUAAGUGGGUUGGGCAAUUGGCCUUGCAAUUUAAAUGAGAAAGAAAUGUAAAUGUCCUGGCUUUUUUUGGCAGUUUUCCCAAUUCUUUUACAAUGGUUUUUCUAUGGCAUUUCUCAAGGAACCCUUUGUAGGACCUUCAUUUUGUAGUGUCCACUUUCCAUUAUCUCCUCUGUAAUCCUGCACUGUUUAGGAGGAGAUCACUCGCUCACCAAUCUCUUUAAUCUCUCGCUCGUCCCAGCCGAAACAAGUCUGACCGUAAGAGUAUAAACAUGCCACACACACACCAGGGGUGAGAACACAUCAAACAUGCCGUCCAAAGCUUGUAAACCCAAAUCCAACGAUGUGCCUGAUCGAUUUGCGUGCCUACACAAGAUUCUUUAACGCAUAAACACACAUUCAGUUGCCCUCCCUUACACCCACAAAAUCACACAUACACAGCCCCACUGAGUGGAGCCCUGGAGGAAUGCCUGCUGUCCUCACGUGCACACUAAUCAAGUAGGUCAAAUGUACUUUUCAAACACGUUAAAGCACUUUACGAGAAAAAUGUUGUCAUUCACCUCUUCAUGACUUGAACGGAAAAUAUGUUAUUUAAUUUAAGUUAAAGAAGAAAGUGUUGAAAUGUAAAUAUUUUAGAAACAGAGUUAAUAUCUGGGUGAUAUAUGUAGUUAUUUGUUUCUCUACCAUGUUUAUACGUUAACUAGCUGUCCUGUCCUUCAAUAAACCUCUUGACAUUUCUGAAUGCUGU
Molecule: messenger RNA, 1937 nt
Organism: Astyanax mexicanus (Mexican tetra)
Lineage: Eukaryota; Metazoa; Chordata; Actinopteri; Characiformes; Acestrorhamphidae
Gene: adm2b
Product: adrenomedullin 2b
Exons: 3
Coding region: 141-623 (160 amino acids)
Biological process (GO): positive regulation of heart rate; regulation of systemic arterial blood pressure; adenylate cyclase-activating G protein-coupled receptor signaling pathway
Cellular component (GO): extracellular region
Molecular function (GO): hormone activity
Source: RefSeq, a predicted model, not a curated record